UGAGAAGCUGAACAGUGCUGCUUCAUCCUCAGAGAAGGGACGUUUAGUGUCAUUUAUAAUCUGUGUCACUGCUGUGAGAAAGAGUAAAUGGAGCAGCAACUGAAGAAUCCGCCGAAUAAAGUAUCUCUAAUCAAAGAUGAGUUGAGUCGGAGCUCUAUGGAAGCCAGCGAGUCAGAGCAGGUGAUCCAGCAUCUGAACCAGGAGCUACAAGAGGCCCACGAUCAGGCCAAUGUGGGAAAGCAGAAAUGUGUGGAGCUGCAAGCACUUUUGGAGGAAGAGAAAAAGUCCAGCAAGCAGCAGGCAGUAGAAUCUACGAAGCAGAUGAAGAUUCUACAGACUCAGCUUCAGAAGUUCCAGGAUGAUGUGGAAAAUCUCAGGGAGCAGAAGGACAGUGCUAUCUUCAGCAUGCGACAGGAAUUGCAUGCAGCACAGGAGGCAGUUCAGGUAUUUCGCCGAGCCAUGGAGAAAAGCGCAGCUGAUAGGGAGCACGAGGUCAGCACUCUGAAGGGCAACCUGACGACACUAACCAAUGAGCUGGAGAAAUGGCAGUCGACUGCAAAUAAGUAUGAGCGGGAGAUUGACAACCUGCAAGCCAAUCAACAGCAACAGAACCAGCAAAGGGACAAAAUAGCUAAACAACAAGCAAGUGAACUGGAAAAGCUGCAGCGGGAAUAUGCAACCCUGCAGAAACAGUGUGGCUCUCUCAAGUCAGAGAGAGAGCAGCUAACUACGCAGCAGCAGAAGGAGAAGAGCACCCUGCAGAGUGAAUGCUCUUCCUUGCGUUCUGAGAAAGAUCAGCUCAUGAAGAGUCUGCACAAUCUGGAGAAAGAGCUAGACAGUUAUAAGAAGCAGAAUGCAGGUUUGAGCAGCACGGUGGAGGCUCUGAAGAAGACCCAGGAAGACCUGCAGAAACGGCUAAGUGUGUUGCAGGGGGAACACCAGAGAGACACCGCACAGCUCCACAGCCAGCUGGAGCAGAGCAAAACCAGGACCAAAGAGCUGCAGAAAGAGUUUGAGGACACUCAGGCUGAGUUGUUGGACCUUAAAGAAAGGUGCGAGCAGGCAGAGCAGGAGAAGGAGUCCCUUAGUGCAGAGAUGCAACAUUGUCAGGCCAGUCUGACUGCUCUUGCAGAGAAAAGCAAUCAGGAAAUAUGGAUCAAGUGGAUGCCUGUCGCUGCCAUAAUGGUUGCUGUGACAGCGUGUACAGCCUUUGUGCUUAAAAAGGCCUCAUCCUGAGUAUCUGACAUACUGGCAUACUACAGCUGCAUGUAUUCUUUCAGCACAACAGUAUAUAAAUAUAGUAUAAACGGGCCUAUAGUGAGAAUUGCAUUAAAGACUGAGGGCUUUUUGAUUAUUUAUAUAGAGAUCCAUAUCAAAUACAGUUCUGAGCAGCAGCUGCUGCAGUUUUGUUAAGUGUGUGCAGUUGUGGGGUGCAACUGCUAAUGUUCCCAGGAAGUGUUUAUUUUGUUAAACCAAUGUCUAGUGUUUUGCCUUUGUGAGUAAUGCCUGCGAGUAUCAAGUCAUUCACUAUUGCCAAUCUAUUGCCAAUCGCUCACUCAAACACAACCAACCCUGAAUAUGUAAACUAAACUAACUUAUUGAAGAAAAGCUACAUCAGCAGCACAAUAGAAAUCUUGCAUAGUAUGAAGACAGGCCUGUUUUUUGUUCCCCCUUGUGUACUACCUUCUUAAUGUUUUGUGUAUAUAGAUAACAGUUUAGACCUGAAUUUAAUUUGAUAUAAAUGUUCAUAUCUAUGCACUGUGCCGUCACUGUUCUGUGGCUUUCAAAUAUUAAGCUAUUAACAAUCACUAUAUUGCACUUGAAUUUAAGAGCACUAAGUUGUCCCAAAGAGACCUGUAACAAAGGAAUUAUUUAAUGCUUGGUAUUUUACUGAGACGUUUGCUCCAAAUGGAUUUAACAAUGUGUUACUUGCAAUAGAAAUAUUACACCAAUUAAAAAUUAGUUAUAUAACUGUGUUGUUAUUGGUCCUUGUUGUUGCCCAUCCUUUGAUUGGCCUUGCUUGUGUUUUUAUUAUGCUCUUAUGUAAUCCUAGGUGAUUAGAGUUGCCAUGGAGUAUAUCCUUAGCUGCUGUCCUAAAGCCCUGAGAGAGGGGUGCUAUUACUGUUGGCAUAACUGAGGGCUGUAGCCAAAACCAUCUGCAGUAGCAUCAGCCCCAGUAGAGGUUUUCACCCAGUGAGACAGACCAACCACAAAAGAUAGGUGCUGGUUUGCUAGGAACAGCAAAGCACUGGAAACUCCAAGUGGACUUUGGCAGACAGCUCAGUUUCCAAAUAGCAUUACAGUAGCCACCCGUAGACCAGAUAUCAUCUUGAUAUCUGAUUUAAUGAGAAAGGUAGUCAUGCUGGAGUGGACUAUAACUUCAAGAUUAUAAGAUCAGAUGGUGGAGACCAACAAGCAAAAGAAAGCCAAAUAUGAGUGGUGCCAACUGUUUCACACUAAUAAAGAUGUGCAAUAAAUUGAGUGUGGAUUAACAGUAUUUUACCAAUUAAAACAUAUCAAGCCAAA
Trichomycterus rosablanca is the source of this 2526-nucleotide messenger RNA. It is a transcript of the gene slmapb, whose product is annotated as sarcolemma associated protein b. The record is from RefSeq and is a predicted model, not a curated record. Lineage: Eukaryota; Metazoa; Chordata; Actinopteri; Siluriformes; Trichomycteridae. Gene Ontology annotation, biological process: acrosome assembly; single fertilization. The transcript is spliced from 9 exons. Bases 88 to 1236 code for a protein of 382 amino acids. Gene Ontology annotation, cellular component: acrosomal membrane.